Messenger RNA from Acanthochromis polyacanthus (spiny chromis), 5448 nucleotides. RefSeq names its product solute carrier organic anion transporter family member 5A1. Gene Ontology annotation, cellular component: membrane. Bases 614 to 3211 code for a protein of 865 amino acids. Gene Ontology annotation, biological process: sodium-independent organic anion transport; transmembrane transport. The record is from RefSeq and is a predicted model, not a curated record. Gene Ontology annotation, molecular function: protein binding. The transcript has 10 exons. NCBI's taxonomy places the organism in Eukaryota, Metazoa, Chordata, Actinopteri, Pomacentridae.
GCCCACCAGCUCCAGCAGCAGCAGCAGUAGCAGCCAUCCGCAUCAAAAAGAUUUCAUUCAGUGUGUGGCUACUCCGUGGAGAACAACAGGCUACCUCCCUCAGUCCUCUGAUGCUGCACAGCUAUGGGACAAAGGAAACAGGAAAAAAAAAGCUUUGAAGCAAGGUUGCCAUCUAACAAAGAGCCAUAAAAUCAACAUCAACAUGGGAUCCUACAUUUGUAAUUGAUUACGUGCACACUUUUUAAUUAUACAGGUAAUUUAUUCUCCCCUCAUAGAUAAUCUCAAGUGUUUGGUCAAAGAAGGUGAUGAUCUUCACUAUUCAGUCAAGAUCCCACUAUCACAGUCGUUUAGUGGCUCAGAAGCAUAUUAGGGGGCAAAUGUUUUGCUCUCUAGGAGGCUUUUGUGACAGAGCACCGCUGCUGUAAAUAGAGAUGUGGGAUAAAACAUGCACAUAACUAGAGGGGUCCGGUCUGCCUCGGUCCUACUGGCAGGGCAGUCUUCUCUCCAGCACCCAACUCUGCAGCAGCUCCACACUGUCCUCAUGUGGCAUUAGUUACUGACUGACUUGUCAGCACAGCCAGGAGCCGACUGAGGCUCAAACUCCAGCUGCGCCAUGACUUCGUCUGACAACGAUGAAACUGGGAGCGAUCUGUCCGAGUCCCUGGAGAUCCGCGAGCUCCAGGACCAAUACAUGGACACAGAGAACUGUUUCAAAUCCAAGAGUUUACCCAUCCUGAACGGACCCUGCCAGCAGCAGGGCAAGACCGCCAAGCCCCGGAUGGUCAACACCACCCACACCUGUGUGGCCGUGGAGGAGGGCAGCGAGCUCCAGCCUAAGACCCCUGACUCCAGCCAGGCGGAGUCGCCCUCCUCCAGGACAGACUUCUCUCCCUCUGUGUCUAGCAUGGUGGGGCUCAGCAGCUCUCUGCCCGUGGAGGCUCACAGGCCUGGAGGCUCUGGAGGCAAAAAACUUGGUUUCUCUCUAUCCCGCCUUAUCCACAUCCCAGCCAGGAAGUGUGUGCGGGUCAUCCUGAGUGACUCGCGCUGCUUCCUGUUCUGCAUGUGCUACCUGACUUUUAUUCAGUCGCUGAUGGUUUCGGGCUACCUGAGCAGCGUCAUCACUACCAUCGAGAAGCGCUACAGUCUCCGUAGCUCUGAGUCCGGCCUGCUGGUCAGCUGCUUUGACAUCGGCAGCUUGCUGGUGGUCGUCUUCAUCUCGUACUUCGGCGGCAGAGGUCAAAGGCCACGCUGGCUGGCUGUAGGUGGUGUUGUGAUUGCUGUAGGGGCAGCGUUGUUUUCCCUUCCCCACUUCAUCUCACCGCCCUACCAGAUCCAAGAGAUGAACUCCUCAGCGGGCCACGAAGGCCUCUGUCAGAGUGUCAACGGCAGCGGGCGCGAGCUCGACAUGACAUCGUGCCCUCGCGACCAGGAGGGCAAUGAGCACAACCUGUACGUGGCGCUGUUCAUCUGUGCCCAGAUACUUGUGGGCAUGGGGUCGACGCCAAUCUACACCCUGGGGCCCACCUACCUGGACGACAACGUGAAGAAAGAAAACGCAUCCCUCUAUCUGGCCAUCAUGUAUGUAAUGGGCGCCCUGGGACCUGCAGCUGGCUACCUGCUGGGAGGCGUCCUCAUCGGCUUCUACGUUGACCCCAAAACUGUCGUCAACAUCGACCAGAAUGACCCCCGCUUUGUUGGCAACUGGUGGAGUGGCUUUCUCUUGUGUGCCAUAGCUAUGCUUCUGGUCAUCUUCCCCAUGUUUGCCUUUCCCAAAAAGCUUCCUCCACGCCACAAAAAGCGGAAGAAGAAAAAGAUCGCCUCACCGGGUGACGUGUCCAGCGAUGAUGAAGUGAUGAAGGAAAAGUCCAGUAGCAAAGGCCAAAACGUUUCCUCCUCUAUGGGCUUUGGGAAGGACAUUAAAGACCUCCCCAAGGCAGCGCUGAGGAUCCUCAGCAACAUGACCUUCCUGUUUGUCAGCCUGUCCUACACGGCAGAGUGCGCCAUUGUCACCGCCUUUAUCACCUUCAUUCCCAAGUUUAUUGAGUCACAGUUUGGCAUCCCUGCCUCGAAUGCCAGCAUAUACACUGGUGUGAUCAUCGUACCCAGUGCCGGGGUGGGCAUUGUGCUGGGGGGCUACAUCAUCAAGAAGUUGAAGCUCGGUGCGAGAGAGUCAGCCAAGCUGGCCAUGAUCUGCAGCGGGGUGUCUCUGCUCUGCUUUUCUACACUAUUCAUAGUGGGCUGCGAGAGCAUUAAUCUAGGAGGCAUCAACAUACCCUACACCACUGGGCCGACAUUGACAAUGACCCACAGGAACCUCACCGGCAGUUGCAACGUGAACUGUGGCUGCAGGAUCCACGAGUACGCUCCAGUCUGCGGCUCUGAUGGCAUCACAUACUUCAACCCCUGUCUGGCCGGGUGCAGCACUGUGGGCAACGACAGCACCGGGAUCAGGAACUACACUGACUGUGCCUGCGUGCAGAGCAGACAGGUCAUCACUCCGUCCUCCGGCAGCCAGGUCAACCAGCUCCAGCUGGUCAUUGUCAAAACCUACCUGAAUGAGAACGGCUAUGCUAUGUCGGGGAAGUGUGACCGCACAUGUAACACACUCAUCCCUUUCCUCAUCUUCCUCUUCAUCGUCACACUCAUCACCGCCUGUGCCCAGCCCUCCGCCAUCAUCGUCACUCUCAGGUCUGUUGAUGAACAAGAGAGGCCUUUUGCUCUUGGGAUGCAGUUUGUCUUACUCCGAACUCUUGCCUACAUACCCACGCCCAUCUACUUUGGUGCUGUGAUUGACACCACCUGCAUGUUGUGGCAGCAGGACUGCGGCGUGCACGGCUCCUGCUGGGAAUACGACGUCACCUCCUUCCGCUUCGUCUACUUCGGCCUGGCCGCCAGCCUGAAGUUCGUCGGGUUCAUCUUUAUCUUCCUCACCUGGUACUCAAUCAAGCACAAGGAGGCGCGAGCCGAGCGCUGGCGCCAGCACCUGCCUCCGCUGGGCACCGUCAGCGAGCUCAUAUGCCACGCCGGGGGCCAGAAAAGCCACGCCCGCACCCGCUCCUGCCCCGUGUUCAUCCCGCCUCGGCCCGACCCACCGGCCGCCCUGCUGCUCAACCGUGGCCACAGCAGCCUCAGUUGCCCGGGCAACGCCCUCAAAGCAAUAACUCCUCCCAUCUUGUUGCCACACCACCACAGAGGCUCUGUACAUGUCUGAGAGCACGCCAGCCUCCCUCUGGGGUUCAUUGUGACAUGUGCCUUCCUGUUUGUGUUUCUGCACAACACCGUGUCUGAUUUACACCAAUCAGGCAUGAGGCGGGGCUCCUAAGCCGAUGUCGGACCGGCAGGCAGAGACACAAGUACGCCCACUAUACCUAAAGGGCUGCUCGUCGUUUAUAACAGAUCGAAAGAUGUUUUACUCAGAGCAUAUCAUCAGCUGCAGCCACACACAGCAUCCACACAGAAGGUCAGACCUCCACGUCAAGGUUUGGAUGAUGUAAAGACAUCACAUGGUGCUACUGUUAAAGGGCAGGGCAUUAGAAUCUCUGUACAGACAGAUGAUCAUCAUCAACACAGCGUCUAAAGCACAACAGACAAAUCUGUACUAUGCAAGAUCCUAUGUACAGCUCCUCCCUUCUCAGUACUGUACAGCUCCCUCUGUAAUCCAUAUCUGUACCUCUUUCUUCUCCUCUGCUAAAUUCACACAUACCACCACGCCGUCGGCUCCUUCACGAUCCCAUUUUCCCCUCACAGUUUCAGCAUAUCAGCUGUUUCUCGUAUAUUUAAGCCAUUCCACCUGUUCUCUCGUCUGGUUAAUUCGUGUUGUCUGUAUCCUCAGAAAUGACAAGGGGUUUUUAUUUUUGAAUCCUCUCACCUCUGUUCCUUAUUUUUUUCCUUAACAGUGCCUCUCAGGCUGUCUCGGCCAGUCAAGUACACAAAGCUAGCUACCAGGGUAAAUGCUAGCUGCUGAAAAGCCAGUCACUGUUCUCUCAGUUGAUUGACAGUAUUCUGCUUUGUUGCCCUCCGCUUUUAUGAUAAUGGAAACAUCUGUCACAGAUCUGGAGCCACAGUUUCUCGCCUCUGCAAGGUAAUCAUGUAGCUUAAAGCCGACAAGCGCCAAUGGUACAGUGUGUUAUGACUUUUGUGGCAAAUCAAGUCAGCGAGCAACAAAUGUGUAUUUCAUUACAUGAUAUUAUUAUUAUUAAAAUGUUAAUAAUUAGUGAAGUAGGACAAAGGAAUCUAAGGAUGGUAUCUCAUCUCUGACCUUGUGGUGAAGCUACUGUUUGUCCUAAAGAUGUGAAAGUAGGUUUAAAAAUGCAACAAAGCUGCUCUUUUCUUUAACCCCUUUUUGAAAGCAACUAAAAUGAUCCGUAUCUAAUCUACUGCAAAAGAUGCAUUAUUUUGACUCUGUAUUGUAAUGGCUUCUCCAUUCUAACGGUCAUCAGAUGUACAUAGUAGUUAUUUAGCAGUCUAGACUUUUACAGAAGUAGUGCAGCAAGCAUGAGCCCUUUUUAUCAGCAAGAUUAUUCAGUUUCUUGGGUGUUUGGGGGCCAUCUAGUGGACGCAGAGAUGAUUGUGUGAAGGCCAGUGAAUGUUUGUCAGACCUGCUGUACGAGGAAACUCUUAGUUUAAAGGUUGAUUAUUAAACUUAGUCACUGCUCUGAAUUUAGCACUCCAGUUUCCCAAAGAUCAAAAAGAUUAUCUGCCGUCUUGGAUAUUUAUUCUGUCCAGUGUUGAAAUUAUGUCUGCUAGUUUGGUGAUGAAGCCACAGAAGACUCAUGAGAGGCAUGUUGAAAGUGCUUGCAUGAGCUAGAACUGUCUCAUUUCCUUUAACACUGGGCUCACGUUGUAUCUUAUGGGUUUUCUUUCCUUCGAACAGGAGAGGUAAUGUCUGUAAAGAAGCAAUAGAGGUGGUAACGGGGCCUUUUUUCUGUUGCAAAAUGCACUAUUCUGAUACUAGAUCUAUCAAGUGCAUUGAAAAGGUCAAAUCUGUGACGUGUUUUGAAAACCAAAAUUUUAGGAGUAUUUUUUUUGCACUUCCUGAAGGGGGAAUAAAAGAGAAGUCUAAUAAAUGUAUUGAAUUUUAUAUUCUCACUUUAGUUAUGAAUAGUUUGCAAAGUAACGGAGGAUCUGAUGCAGUGGAUAAAUUUCGAUGAACAUUUUUUUUGGCCAAGAUUUAUGGUGUUCUGCCUGGUAAGGGUCUGUCACGUGGUAAAUGGCAGUGACUAAUUUUAGUAUUAUCGUGACUUAGUACCUCAAAUUACAUAUUCAUAAGUGAUCAUCGUGUAAAUACUGACAAAGCAAAUUAAGCGUAUUAUAGAGCUCACGCAUAGUUAGAAGCAUAUUUAUGAACUAACCCAUGACAUUGUAGUUAAAAAGGAAAAAAAAAGACAAAGCUACAAAAAAAAAAGACAGUGGAUUUGUCUCGCGGUGCCUGAACAGUAUUAUUCACAA